Mauremys reevesii (Reeves's turtle) is the source of this 2844-nucleotide messenger RNA. RefSeq names its product zinc finger protein 852-like. Lineage: Eukaryota; Metazoa; Chordata; Testudines; Geoemydidae. The coding region runs from base 20 to 1333 and encodes 437 amino acids. The record is from RefSeq and is a predicted model, not a curated record. The transcript is spliced from 2 exons.
AGCCCUCUACAGGGACGUCAUGCAGGAGAACUACGAGACGGUGACCUCACUGGGGGGUGCUGGGAUGGUGAAGAAGAAGGAGAAUCCACAGCGGGAAGGUGGUGAGGACGUGGGUCUGCAGGGAACGGUAUUGGGAAGAGCCGAGGGGAAUUUUUACCAGAAUCAUAAACCAGGAAAAACCUGCAAAAACCAGCGCAAGUCAGAGAGGCUGCUGGGAUACGACCCAGGGAAGAAAACGUGUGAACCCAUAAAUCAUGGUGGAAAUUGCGAGGAUCUCGAGGAAACCACAGCCCAGCAGAGAAUCCCCACAGAAGAGAGAAAAAACACAUGCACUGAGUGUGGGAAAAGCUUUAUGCGCAGAUCACAUCUUAUUUCCCAUCAGAGGAUCCACACUGGAGAGAAACCGUAUAAGUGCCUUGUCUGUGCGAAAGGUUUCAAUCAGACCGCAAACCUUAUUUCACAUCAGAGGAUCCACACAGGGGAAAAACCCUAUAAAUGUCUCGAUUGUGGGAAAGGUUUCAAUCAGGGUUCACAUCUUAUUAGGCAUGAGAGAACCCACACAGGCGAGCAACCUUAUAAAUGUCUUGACUGUGGGAAAGGUUUCAUUCAGAGCUCACAUCUUAUUAGGCAUGAGAGAACCCACACAGGUGAGAAACCCUAUAAAUGCCUGGACUGUGGGAAAAGCUUUGUUCUGAGCUCAGAUCUUAUUUCACAUCAGAGUAGCCACACGGGAGAAAAACCCUAUAAAUGCCUGCACUGUGGGGAGAGUUUUGAUUGGAACAUGCAGCUUGUUAGACAUCAGAAGCACCACACGGGUGAGAAACCCUACAAAUGCCUGGAUUGCGGGAAAGCAUUUAGUGACAGUUCUGCCCUUAUUAUUCAUCAGAGAGUCCACACAGGAGAGAAACCUUAUAAAUGCCUCGACUGUGGGAGAAGAUUCAAUCGGAGCGCGCACCUUACUAGACACAAGAGAACCCACACGGGAGAUAAGCCCUAUAAGUGUCCAGACUGUGGGAAAAGCUUCAAUCAGAGUGCGUACCUCAUUUCACAUCAGAGAACUCACACAGGAGAGAAACCCUAUAAAUGCCUCGAGUGUGGGAAAAGAUUCAGCUGGAGCUCCAAUCUAAUUUCACAUCAAAGGACUCACACAGGAGAGAGACCGUAUAAGUGCCUGGACUGUGGGAAAAGGUUUAUUGACAACUCUGCCCGUAUUAAACAUCACAAAAUCCAUACAGGAGAGAAGCCCUACAAAUGCCUCGACUGUGGGAAGAGUUUCAGUCGGAGAUCAACCCAUGUUCGACAUCAGAGAAUCCACAUGGGAGAGAAACCUUGAAUGUUGGAGACGCUUCAGCUGGGGUCAGCUUGUAUCAGGCAUCAGGAAAUCCAUACAGGGAACAGACCUCUUAAAUAUCUUUAACUUGGAAAAUAUUUCAAGUGGGAUUGACAUUGGAGACGCCACACAGGAGAGAAAUUUUAUCAGUUCCAUCACUAGGACUGGCUUUAGUUUUUUUUUUUUUUUGAAAAUCCAAUUCCCCUGCAGAUGUCUUUGAUUUCAUUCAUGCUAAGUCAGACUCAUGAGGGCUGGAGAUUUAAGUGUCACAGACCUGGAGGAGAAAUUCAAAUGAAUCCCCCAUGCUAUGUGAUGGUUCUGAGCUUAAAUCCCAGUGUACACAUACUGGUGAAGCAGCUUCUGGUAUCUUUCCUACCAAUCUCCGAUUAUUUGCAGACAGUAGUUUUGGUUUUCUCCUUUCAUUAGGAUGAUGAUAAAAGUUUUGUAACUAAGGUGGCCGUGUAAGGAGGCUCCAAACAGGGCAGGUGGAGAACAUGGGUAAGUCUGUUCUCCUGAUUUUGAAUAAUCUGAAACAAGCUCCGGGAUGUUGAUUAUUAUGAAACCGAGAGUGUCUUAGAGUCCACCCUGUAUUGUGGAUUGUUCUCUAUUUGCUAAAGGCCAUUUGGUCACCUAGUAAGAUAUUAGUUUUGUUUUACAGGACAUCUUGCAGAUUUAGUGGGGACGCCAUAAGACAAAUGACCACUUGCUAGAACAGUCUUAUUUUACUGGUACCAUUUUAUGACCCUUUCCAUGAGAUCUUAGUGUUGUUGGAACAAUGAUUAUCAUAUGGCACCAUCAGCACAAACACCGAUGGGGCCAAGAGGCAGAGACUGAAAUGGGGAAGGAAGUUCCUGCUGGAUCCCUGCAGUGAUGGGAGAUAGGGUCGGGAGAGAGAUAAGGGGCUGGGAAACUGCAGGGUUUUCUCUGGAGAGCCAGACAGCCGAGGCUGAGAAUUGUUAACUUGCUGGGGCCAGAGAGAGACAGGAACUAGCCUGGGAUCACUGGGUGAAACUGUCCCUGAAUCCCAAAGGGCUACAAAUGACGCUGCUUGUGGAGUUGCUGGGUCUAUCAGUGAUUCCUGGGUGAACGAGGCUGAGCAGAGGUAGGAAGGAAACUAGGGAAGCCAGCUGACGUCCAUCACUGCGACUGGAGGGCAAUGGAGAGUCUGUGAACCAAGAUGGUCACCGCUAACCCCUCCACAGCGUCCUUGACGGAGACUCUCUCUGUCACGCUCGCCACAUGCACGCCAAGGACGUCCCUGGGGGAUAAACCCCUCAGCCGGGAUUGGAGAUGCUGCACCGUUCUCCGGCUCCCAUUAACCCGAGCUCCUUGGCUUUCCUGCUCUCACAGUGUUUGCCUCUGUGACUGAAUCCCAGCGUCUCUAAUGGAUCCUCUGCAUUUUUCUGCCCACUGUACAACGUUGCUCCGUUGCUGAUGCCUGUGGGAGCCAGGAGCAGCACUGUGCUGAGCCGGGGCUGAAACGCCGUGUGCUGAGCUGGGCUCUGGGUGUGAGG